Messenger RNA from Ilex paraguariensis (yerba mate), 312 nucleotides. Lineage: Eukaryota; Viridiplantae; Streptophyta; Magnoliopsida; Aquifoliales; Aquifoliaceae. The record is from the annotation of a GenBank genome assembly.
AUGAGGCCUCCUCAGGGAACCAGCAGAAAGGCUCUCAAAAGCAGGCGCGUACCAAGCCAAGGGCUAGGGCUUUAUCCGAACAAGGACUCCCGCGGGGUAGAAGGGAGGGCUUCCACAGAGUCUGACGGAGGAAAAAGAGAAGUAGUAAGCUCGGCAGAGCGAAGGAAAAGCCUUCAGAGAGCGGGGGUAGGCCGGAAGAAAGAAGUCGGGAAGCGACAUUACGUUGAAGGAUCUCGAAGAAAGCUCAUUCGGGAUGCUUUGAUCCUUCUUUCAUUCUUUAGAGGGGAGUCAGUCGUCAUGGAAAAAGCAUAA